AUGUUUAUUCUUUCAGAAUUAUCAGAUUUAGUUCGUAUCCCUCCUAGUACGUUCAAUCUUCCGACAAGAGAAUCGAUAAUAAAUGAAUUAAGCAAGAAAUACUCCAAUAAGGUAGUAAAUGAUUUGGGCCUUGCAAUAUCAAUAUGGGACGUAUUAGAAAUAAAGGAGGGUUUACUCAAACCAGGUGAUGGCGCUGCUUACGUGGAAACACGGUUUAGGUGUGUAAUAUGGAAGCCUUUCGUUGGAGAAGUUCUAAUUGGAUGGGUUUCAGAUUGUACUCCUGAGGGUAUAAAGGUCAAGUUAGACUUUUUCGACGAGAUAUUCGUCCCAAAGAACUAUUUAUUCGAGAACUGUGUCUUUAGAGAGGCAGAAAAGGCAUGGGUAUGGCAGCCUGACGAGGAAGCAGAAUUAUUCAUUGAUAUAAACGAAAAGAUUAGAUUCAGAGUAGAGGAGGAGAUAUUUGUCAAUAUUAAACCAAAGGCAAAUGAAGAAGAUGAAGAUAAUUCCGAAAGACCUCCUUCCUAUGCAUUGUUAGCAUCGUGCCAAACAGAUGGAAUGGGAUGUGUUACUUGGUGGGAAUAA
Priceomyces carsonii is the source of this 582-nucleotide messenger RNA. Its product is annotated as DNA-directed RNA polymerase III subunit. Gene Ontology annotation, biological process: DNA-templated transcription; transcription initiation at RNA polymerase III promoter. Bases 1 to 582 code for a protein of 193 amino acids. NCBI's taxonomy places the organism in Eukaryota, Fungi, Ascomycota, Pichiomycetes, Serinales, Debaryomycetaceae. The record is from RefSeq and is a predicted model, not a curated record. Gene Ontology annotation, cellular component: RNA polymerase III complex. The transcript has a single exon. Gene Ontology annotation, molecular function: DNA binding; DNA-directed RNA polymerase activity.